Messenger RNA from Didymella exigua CBS 183.55, 672 nucleotides. RefSeq names its product lytic polysaccharide monooxygenase. The transcript is spliced from 3 exons. The coding region runs from base 1 to 672 and encodes 223 amino acids. NCBI's taxonomy places the organism in Eukaryota, Fungi, Ascomycota, Dothideomycetes, Pleosporales, Didymellaceae. The record is from RefSeq and is a predicted model, not a curated record.
AUGAAAUCUUUCGCAGCAAUCACUCUUCUCUGCGCGGCGCUCGCUGAAGUCGCCCACGGUCACUACAUCUUCCAGUACCUCACCGCGAACGGUAUCAAGGGCGCCCAGUACCAGAACAUCCGCAUGAACACCAACAACAACUCACCCGUCACUGACCUUGCCUCGACCGACCUUCGCUGCAACGUCGGCGGUGGAAGCGGAGCAUCGACUUCGACUGUCUCCGUCGCUGCAGGCUCCUCGGUCACAUUCACAGCUGACCAGGCUGUUUACCACCAGGGACCCGUUACCUUCUACACGACCAAGGUCAGCAGCGCUGCUGCUGCUGACGGCUCUACUGAUUGGGUCAAGAUCAAGGAGAUUGGCCCAACCUUCUCCGGCGGUCAGGCUACAUGGGAUCUAAAGGACAACUACUCUGUCACCAUUCCCUCGUGCCUUGCUGCUGGCGAGUACCUCCUCCGUAUCGAGCAACUCGCUAUCCACAACCCCGGCUCUCCCCCUCAGUUCUACAUCUCUUGCGCUCAGAUCCAGGUUACCGGCAGCGGCUCCAAGACUCUGUCCCCAACCACCAAGAUCCCUGGACACGUCACCGCGACUGACCCCGGCUACACUGCCAACAUCUACAACAACUUCAACAACUACACAGUGCCCGGUCCCGCGGUCGCUACUUGCUAG